GGGCGGUGCGGUGCGGAAGCGGAAGUGGAGGGUGCGCUUGGCGGCGGCGGCGGGAGCUGCGGAGUCGGGAAUCAAAACAAAGGGCCUGGGGGGGGCGGGGGGAAGGCGGCGGGGCCGGAAUGUGAGCGGAGGUGGAGCCCGCGGCUGAGGGUGGAAGAAUGAAAGAAAAGAAAGAUGAAAGAAUGUUGAACCACUUUGUAUGGCUGUAUGAUGGAAGGAAGCGGAACUGAGGACUCCUGCAGUAGAACACCUGGAUGGCUGCAACAAAAUAAUGAUGCUAAGCCAUGGCUUUGGAAAUUCUCUAAUUGCUUUUCUCGUCCUGAGCAGACAUUGCCACUUAGUCCCCAAACGAAAGAGUACAUGGAGAACAAGAAAGUUGCUGUGGAAUUAAAGGAUGUGCCAUCUCCCCUUCAUGCUGGCUCUAAACUUUUUCCAGCAGUCCCACUUCCAGAUAUCCAUUCUCUUCAGCAACCUAAAAUACAGCUUUCACCUGUCCCCAAAGUAAGCUGCUGUGCUCAUUGCCCUAAUGAACCCUCCACGUCGCCAAUGCAUUUUGGUGGUGGCGGUGGUGGCGGUAGCGGAGGUACUGGUAGCUUGAUUCACCCCGGCGCACUGUUAGACUCGCAGAGCACCAGGACCAUCACGUGUCAGGUAGGGUCAGGGUUCGCUUUCCAGUCUGCGUCUUCACUCCAGAAUGCCUCAGCUAGGAACAAUUUGGCCGGCAUUGCAAGUGACUUUCCCAGCAUGUGUCUAGAAAGUAAUCUCUCUUCCUGCAAACACCUGCCCUGUUGUGGGAAGCUUCAUUUCCAAUCAUGUCAUGGUAACGUGCACAAGCUGCAUCAGUUCCCGGCUCUCCAGGGCUGCGCCUCUGCUGGCUAUUUCCCCUGUUCUGAUUUCACAAGCGGGGCUCCAGGGCAUUUGGAAGAGCACAUUUCACAGUCGGAGCUAACGCCUCACUUGUGCACCAAUUCUUUGCACCUAAAUGUGGUACCUCCGGUUUGUUUAAAGGGCUCACUUUACUGCGAAGACUGUCUCAACAAGCCGGCAAGAAAUAGUAUAAUUGAUGCUGCUAAAGUCUGGCCAAAUAUACCACCUCCAAAUACUCAAACUGCACCUGUUACUAUUCCUCUGUGUAAUGGCUGUGGAACCAAAGGAACAGGGAAGGAGACCACGUUGUUAUUGGCGACCAGUCUAGGCAAAGCUUCUUCGAAAUUUGGGUCACCAGAAGUUGCACUAGCCGGACAGGUGCUGGAAAACUUACCCCCCAUUGGAGUUUUUUGGGAUAUUGAAAACUGUUCAGUUCCCUCUGGCCGUUCAGCUACUGCUGUUGUACAGAGAAUCCGUGAGAAGUUUUUUAAAGGCCACAGAGAAGCAGAAUUCAUCUGUGUGUGCGACAUUAGUAAAGAAAACAAAGAAGUUAUUCAAGAGCUGAAUAACUGCCAGGUAACCGUUGCCCACAUCAAUGCUACAGCAAAGAAUGCGGCUGACGAUAAGCUCCGCCAGAGUCUCCGAAGGUUCGCGAACACGCACACUGCUCCGGCCACUGUGGUUCUUGUGUCAACUGAUGUCAAUUUUGCAUUGGAACUCAGUGACCUGAGACACAGGCAUGGUUUCCACAUAAUUUUGGUCCAUAAAAACCAGGCCUCAGAAGCACUGCUGCAUCAUGCCAAUGAGCUGAUCAGAUUCGAAGAGUUCAUUUCUGACCUGCCCCCCAGGUUACCACUAAAAAUGCCACAGUGCCACACUCUGCUCUAUGUUUAUAACCUACCAGCAAAUAAAGAUGGCAAGAGCAUCAGCAACAGGCUCAGGCGCCUGUCUGAUAAUUGUGGUGGGAAAGUGCUGAGUAUCACAGGCUGCAGUGCGAUUCUCCGCUUCAUAAACCAAGAUAGUGCGGAACGGGCUCAGAAGCGAAUGGAAAAUGAAGAUGUCUUUGGUAAUAGGAUCAUUGUGUCAUUUACUCCAAAAACUAGAGAACUCUGUGAGACAAAGAGUUCCAGUGCAAUUGCCGAUAAAGCGAAGUCUCCCAAAAAACUUAAGAAUCCAAAAUUGUGCCUCAUCAAAGAUACAAGUGAACAAUCUUCCAGUGCCAAAGCCACGCCUGGAAAAGGGUCGCAGGCAAAUUCUGGAUCUACUACAAAAAACACAAAUGUUAAAAGUUUACAGGAGCUGUGCCGCAUGGAGUCGAAGACUGGGACUAGAAACAGUGACUCCCAGCAAGGUAACCCGAGGCUGGCAGCACCUCCUCACAGAGGCUUGAGUGCUGCGGCGCCCGCGCCUAAAAACUCGGGGACGGCAGAGUCUGCUUGCAAAACCAAUCUGAGAAAAGAGAACCUCUGUGCCCGAAGUGUCACCAGUUCUCCCAUAGAGAAAAAAGAUAAAGAGGAGACCCCGUUCCAAGUGAGUUACCCAUCGGCUUUUAGCAAGUUGAUCGCAUCAAGGCAAGUCAGUCCUCUGCUCACCGCACAGUCAUGGUCUUCUCGGAGUAUGUCUCCAAACCUUUUAAACAGAGCGUCCCCACUUGCUUUCAACAUUGCAAAUCCAAGCAUUGGUGCCGACAGCCCAGACCCAUUUGCAAAUGGUGCUGACAUCCAGAUCAGCAACAUCGACUACAGGUUAUCCCGGAAGGAGCUGCAGCAGCUCAUGCAGGAAGCGUUUUCUAGGCACGGCAAGGUGAAGAGUGUUGAGCUCAGCCCCCAUACAGAUUAUCAGCUCAAGGCUGUUGUUCAGAUGGAGAACUUACAAGAAGCAAUCAGUGCGGUGAAUAGCCUCCACAGAUACAAAAUUGGCAGCAAGAAGAUCCUGGUCUCACUUGCCACAGGAGCUGCUAAUAAAUCACUCUCUUUACUGAGUUCAGAAACAAUGUCUAUUCUUCAGGACGCUCCUGCCUGCUGUCUGCCUCUUUUUAAAUUUACAGAUCUCUAUGAAAAAAAGUUUGGACACAAGUUGAAUGUGUCAGAUUUAUAUAAAUUAACAGACACGGUCGCAAUCCGUGAACAAGGGAAUGGCAGACUGGUGUGUCUCCUACCCAGCAGUCAGGCCCGGCAGAGCCCCUUGGGGUCUUCCCAGUCACAUGAUGGCUCCUCGACGAAUUGCAGCCCAAUUAUAUUUGAAGAGUUAGAAUAUCACGAGCCUGUCUGCAGACAGCAUUGUUCCAAUAAGGACUUCAGUGAACAUGAAUUUGAUCCAGACUCCUAUAAGAUUCCUUUUGUGAUUCUCUCUUUGAAGACAUUUGCGCCCCAGGUUCAUAGUCUUCUGCAGACACACGAGGGCACCGUGCCUUUAUUAAGCUUUCCAGAUUGUUAUGCUGCCGAGUUUGGUGAACUGGAAGUAGUGCAGGAGACUCAAGGGGGUGUUCCCUUGGAACACCUCAUCACCUGUGUUCCGGGUGUCAACAUCGCCACUGCACAGAAUGGCGUCAAAGUGGUCAAAUGGAUUCACAACAAGCCCCCGCCUCCCAACACGGACCCUUGGCUUCUGCGGUCUAAAAGUCCUGUGGGCAACCCCCAGCUGAUCCAGUUCAGCAGGGAAGUGAUUGACCUGCUGAGGAGCCAACCGUCCUGUGUCAUCCCCAUUAGUAAUUUCAUCCCGUCCUACCACCACCAUUUUGCAAAGCAGUGUCGGGUAUCAGACUAUGGAUAUUCCAAGCUGAUAGAAUUAUUGGAAGCUGUGCCUCAUGUAUUGCAGAUUCUCGGAAUGGGCUCCAAACGUUUGUUGACCCUUACCCACAGGGCCCAGGUGAAGCGCUUUACUCAGGAUUUACUAAAACUUCUCAAAUCCCAAGCCAGCAAACAGGUCGUCGUAAGGGAGUUCUCACAGGCUUAUCAUUGGUGUUUCUCAAAAGACUGGGAUGUCACCGAAUACGGUGUUUGUGAGUUGAUCGAUAUCGUAUCAGAGAUACCAGACACAACCAUCUGCUUGUCCCAACAAGAUAAUGAAAUGGUGAUUUGUAUCCCCAAGAGAGAGCGUACCCAGGAUGAAAUAGAAAGGACAAAACAGUUCUCCAAGGAUGUUGUUGAUUUGCUACGGCACCAGCCGCACUUCCGGAUGCCCUUUAACAAAUUUAUCCCUUCCUACCACCACCACUUUGGCCGGCAGUGCAAACUCGCAUACUACGGGUUCACCAAACUACUUGAACUUUUUGAAGCCAUACCUGAUAUUUUACAAGUAUUGGAAUGUGGAGAAGAAAAGAUCCUCACUUUGACGGAGGUGGAACGAUUCAAAGCUUUGGCUGCCCAGUUUGUCAAACUCCUUCGGUCCCAAAAAGAUAAUUGCCUUAUGAUGACAGAUCUGCUUACAGAAUAUGCUAAAACUUUUGGUUACACAUUUCGUCUCCAAGACUACGAUGUCAGUUCAAUUUCGGCUUUAACACAGAAACUCUGCCAUGUGGUAAAGAUUGCUGACAUGGAGUCUGGCAAACAGAUUCAGCUGAUCAACCGCAAGUCCCUGCGCGCCCUCACUGCCCAGCUACUGGUGUUGCUGAUGUCUUGGGAAGGAGCCUCCCACCUUUCUGUCGAUGAGCUCAAGAAACAUUAUGAAACUACCCACAGUGCUCCCCUCAACCCCUGUGAAUAUGGAUUCAUGACCUUGACUGAACUUCUGAAGAGUCUGCCCUACUUAGUGGAGGUUUUCACUAAUGAUAAGACAGAGGAAUGUGUGAGGCUCACGAACCUGUAUUUGUUUGCCAAGAAUGUGCGGUCUUUACUUCAUACUUACCACUACCAGCAGCUUUUUCUCCAUGAGUUUUCCGUGGCCUAUACCAAGUAUGUCGGAGAAACACUGCAACCCAAGACCUAUGGCUACAGUAGCGUGGAAGAGCUCUUGGGAGCAAUCCCUCAGGUGGUCUGGAUAAAAGGACAUGGUCAUAAGAGAAUUGUAGUGUUAAAAAAUGACAUGAAAAGUCGUUUGAGUUCACUCGGGCUUGCCCCCACCCAUCCUGAAAACCAGCCCUCGGCCACAGAGUGCUUCCCGGAGGUGCCCAAAUCUCGCACAGCCGUGGAACUCGAACUUGGAGCAGGCAGCGAUGGGCCCCACCAGACAGAGCAGGAGCUUCUCCGCCUGACCAACGACUCCCCUGUGGACCUUCUGUGUGCACCCGUCCCUUCGUGCCUGCCGUCCCCUCAGCUGAGACCAGAUCCUGUCAUCCUCCAAUCUGCUGAUCUCAUUCAGUUUGAGGAACACCCUCAAGAGCCUUCUGAAAUUAUGAUUUUAAACCAAGAAGAGAACAUUGAAAUUCCAGUACCAGUAAAGAACAACAGCCCAGCCUCGGACUCCAGCUUCUCUGGCAUCUCAGCAGCUGUCCCAGUGCCUCCCUGCCCCUCCUCAGAAACCUCAGAGUCACUGCCCAGCAAGGACCCCGUGGAAAGCCCAGCCAAAAAGCAACCCAAAAAUAGAGUAAAAUUGGCAGCCAAUUUUUCCUUUGCACCUAUAACCAAGCUUUGACUCGCGUUUUGACAUAGAAUUAGGCUGGGGAAACACUGUCUGAUUCUGCACACAAAAGUGGGUUCGAAAAACACAGCCUUUUCUGUUUCAAUGCAAACCCCCUAGAAGCCAGUUCAUCUUCAGAUGUAUCCCAUAAUGUUUGGUUUCUUUUACAUUGAACACAGCUUUAGAGCUGAAGUAUUUCUUUCUUUUGCUCCUC
Messenger RNA from Odobenus rosmarus divergens (Pacific walrus), 5638 nucleotides. It is a transcript of the gene MARF1, whose product is annotated as KIAA0430 ortholog. The record is from RefSeq and is a predicted model, not a curated record. Gene Ontology annotation, cellular component: peroxisome; cytoplasm. NCBI's taxonomy places the organism in Eukaryota, Metazoa, Chordata, Mammalia, Carnivora, Odobenidae. The coding region runs from base 208 to 5439 and encodes 1743 amino acids. The transcript is spliced from 27 exons. Gene Ontology annotation, biological process: post-transcriptional gene silencing. Gene Ontology annotation, molecular function: CCR4-NOT complex binding; RNA nuclease activity; mRNA base-pairing post-transcriptional repressor activity.